UUCAUUUUUACCUGUUAGUUUGUUACAGAGCAGAUGGAUUUGAUGUGCCUGGAACAUUGGAUUGUUUUGAUUUAUACACUCGAAAAUAUCAAAUCAGGUGUCAUGUCAGAAUCAGUAACAUGGGAACGUGAGCCAGGUAUAAUGAGAAUCAGCGAACCAGUUACUUUGAUAUGUACCGUCCAUGGUGUACAGACUAUUGACCAGAAUCUGACGCGCCAAUGGUCAAAAGGGACCGAAUCAAUCGUAUACAAUGGCCAUUUGGAUAAACCUUCAGAAUAUAAGGAGAUAUUAACCACACAUAACCAGUUUGGGCUAUUGGUCAAAAACCUCACAGAGUCAGAUUUGACAUCCAAUUAUCAAUGCCGGUAUAACUUCGACACUGUAUCGAAAAAGUUACAAAUAAAUGCAGAGAACUUCGAAUAUAUUCCCACUGUUGAAACAACAAAUAUUGUGUAUAACACUUCUAGCAGUGGCCAAACAUAUAUUCAUCUUCAUUUUGCAAAAGUUUUUCCAUUGCCAAAUUGUAAUUUAGCUUUAGAGAAUGAACAUUACCAAUGCACCAAUUCCUCCAUAGUUAAACAUAGCGUUUAUUACGAGGUCUUCUUGAACUGUGAAGUUAACCACUGUAACAUAAAACCGCAGAUACGUUGUCAUUUGAUUAAAGAAUAUCCGAUACCAUUGACGACGUUUCAAGCUUGUAAAGAAAAUAAUCACAUGAUGAAAACCAUAUUGAUAGCAAGUAUAAUUCCAACGGGCUGCCUAUUUGUUAUUAUUGCUAUUGUGAUAGUGAUUUGCUAUAAAAGAAAAUCAAAGUCUGCGGGAGCUGAGGUAGCUGGAGAAAAAAUGCUUAGAACUGAGGCACGAGAUUCUGAGCAGUCAUAAUAACAAUUAUGUCAGAUGCGGUAUGCUCAGUUGUAUAUGAAGGAUGAAGAUUAGAACUUGCUGUCUGGAUCAAACUUUAUUUGAAAUAGCUCAUCAGCAUUUAGAUUAAAAGAAAGAUUUUACACGGUGAAAAUGGCAGCUUGGGGGGGGGG
Messenger RNA from Mytilus californianus (California mussel), 1034 nucleotides. RefSeq lists its product as uncharacterized. The transcript has 7 exons. Bases 34 to 882 code for a protein of 282 amino acids. The record is from RefSeq and is a predicted model, not a curated record. Lineage: Eukaryota; Metazoa; Mollusca; Bivalvia; Mytilida; Mytilidae.